AUGGCCACCUCCCUUGCCAACAGCUCCUGUAACCCUUCUCGGCUGGGUCUUUCUCUUGAGGACAAGGGGCAAAAACAGAGCAUGUGGCAUCGAUUAGGGCUCCGACGAUGGCUGGGCCGCGACGAUCGAGACUCAUCCAAACCUGACAAUAUAACCCGCCGUCUCUCGCGCCGCGUCGGUGCCGGUCUUCCUCGUUCUACCAAUUUUACACGUCAAGUUCCUGAAUCUCGCGAUCGCCUGGCGCCUCUGGAACCUGAGCACCGCCGUGCACAUUCCGUCGACCGCCCACUAAGUGCCCAAAGAACCAGGUCUCCACCGCCAAACGUGGAUCCACGACUCUCCGCGCCAGAGGUUCAGUGGCUCGGCCCGCUCGCUACCACGGUCGACGAGGUCCCAAACACCACGAACGAGAAUGAACACGAUAUCCACUGGGAUCCUAGCCCCGACGUGACCCCCGAAGCCCCUGAAGAAGAGUUCCCGGCGCCGGCGCCGGCGCUUGACACACUCGAGAUGGAGUUGGAACGGCGAUGGAUCCUCAAUUUGAGCAUGCAUUUCCGAGAUCGAUCGGAGCGAGAGAAGUUCUUCGUGACAUAUGCGGAAACCCCGACCCGAUGGCGGCGGGUGACGAUCUCGUGUGAUUACCGAGACGCGCCACCCGAUUCACUCGAGCGGGAUCUAAAGGAGCUGCGAUUUCAGCGUGACAAGUGCGCCCGUAUUUACGAGUCGAUCCGUGAAUCCCUUCCCGAGAUUCAAUUCUACGAUACCGUGACGAAUUUGAAAGUCGAAACACGCGAUGGCCGCCUACACGUUCAUGUCACAGAGGACGUUCGGCUGGGUGGAAAAGCCUUUAUCAAGAAGGAAAUCCCGGGUCCUGAUACUGUUGAUGAGUUUCUUUAUGAGAUCAAUGCCCUCCAUGCUCUCAAUGGCGCGCCCAAUGUCAUCAGCGUGGAAGGGAUUGUGGUAGACGAGCGGCAGGAGAAAGUCAAGGGAUUGUUGAUCAGCUAUGCCGAGCAAGGUGCACUAGUUGACAUCUUGUACGAGCAGCGAUUGUGCGAGAUCCACGAGUCGGGCUACGUCCAAGGGGAUUUCACUCUCUCGAACAUCGUGGUGGAUGCAGAUGACAACGCUUCCAUCAUCGACAUCAAUCGCAGAGGCUGCCCGGUGGGCUGGGAACCACCGGAGAUUGCCGCCAAGAUUGAAAGCAAUCAGCGCAUCUCUAUGUAUAUUGGAGUCAAGACGGACCUUUAUCAGCUCGGAAUGACGUUGUGGGCUUUGGCUAUGGAGGAGGACGAGCCAGAAAGACAACACCGGCCUCUGCUUCUGGGUGAUAUGGACGUGCCUGAUUAUUACCGACGAAUUGUUGAUAUCUGCCUCAGCCCGACUCCACGAAAUCGACUGUCUGCGAAGGAACUCCUUUCAUUUUUCCCUCCGGAUCUUCUUUCGAGACAAAUGUACCCGGUGAAUCGCAUCCGAGAAUUGCCCUACAGCAACCUCCCACCUCUUGUUACAAAAAACGGCAGGAUCAGUCCUCCAAUUGUAAGAGAGACUCCCGAUCACAUUACUUCCAAGGACUCGCCCGAAGAGUGCACAAAUGCACAUCGCGACCCUUCACCUCACCACUAUUACGCCGACCAUGAUCAAGCUGAGCGAUCCACCCCGACGCUUGCAGGAUCCAAUCAUGGAGUCAAUUUUUCUUCCGGGCAUUCUUCAACCUCCACUUUGAACCACGAGCCUCACGACAGGGUUGGAUGUUGGGACUCUCCCGGGUCUUCAGAUGAUCUCACGCCUGCAGUACCGAUGGAAAGCACAGUGCACAAUGCCGUGCCACCUGUAUGGGCAAAUAUGAUAGGCAAUGGUCCCGUAACUAACGAAACCGAGGAGCCGGCCGUCUCGGAAGAGUUUGUCAGGUUCGACAAGAGUGAAGCUGAAGAUGCGCCGUAUUCUAUCAGCCACCAUGUACCACCUGCGCCUGCAUCUGAGCAACCCUCAAUCGACUCGUCUAGCCCGCCUCGAUACAGCGAAUCGAUGUUCAAGAUAUCCGUUGUGGAGGAAAGAGCUCCUGAACACAUCAAAGAGACUGCCCUGGCUGAGCCACAGACAACCUUAUCUUCACCUUCACCUUCACCUGCUCAGUCAUCGUCAUCCCUCCUCCUCUCAAUGCUUCCAAUCAACCCCGCCUUCAAUACCUCGCGGCCUAACUCUUAUCCUGGUGCAAAGGACGCCCAGCCAUCUUCGGAACGCCCUAAAUCUAGCCACUCCAGACUCUCCUCCUUCCUUUCCGAGUCUCUUCUACCAAUCAACCCUGCUUUUCUCUCUCGGUCCAGACCUGUCUCCGUGGAUGCGAAGAAAGAUAUCUCAUUUUCGGACCGGCCCAAGUCAAAUCAUGCCAGACUCACUUCCUUCCUCACCGAGUCUCUUCUGCCUAUCAAUCCCGCCUUUAGAGAGCGAUUCUCCCGUCGCAACUAA
Penicillium maclennaniae is the source of this 2466-nucleotide messenger RNA. RefSeq lists its product as uncharacterized. Bases 1 to 2466 code for a protein of 821 amino acids. The transcript has 4 exons. Lineage: Eukaryota; Fungi; Ascomycota; Eurotiomycetes; Eurotiales; Aspergillaceae. The record is from RefSeq and is a predicted model, not a curated record.